UAGAGGUGGAGAACGCGAGGUAUACAGUCGCAGAAGCUCUCCAGCACGCGGGUCAACAUCCUGCGGGCCUGAUCAAGUGGAUCCGGCCGAACGGGAGAGAACGAGUCAAGAGGAGAAUCUUUUUUUUUCAAGGGAGGGGGGGGGGGGGUGCAAAGUCGUGUGAUGUCGGUCGUGGGCUCGCAGCCUUUCAUGAAACCAAUGCAGGCUACACCUUCGAUUUCCCCCGGCAUGCAAAGGAGACACACGCUUCCCGCAAGCGAAGUCCGACCGCUCAACACGCAGGAUGCCAUUUGCGUCUUCGAGAUCGAGCGGGAAGCAUUUAUCUCAGUGUCAGGUGAGUGUCCCCUGCACCUGGACGAGGUGCGUCACUUCCUCACGCUGUGUCCAGAGCUGUCCAUGGGCUGGUUCGAGGAGGGCCGGCUGGUGGCGUUUAUCAUCGGCUCUCUGUGGGACAAGGACAGACUCACUGAAGACGCGCUGAUCCUGCACAAGCCGCGCGGCUCCACCGUCCACAUCCACAUCCUCGCGGUGCACCGCACCUUCCGGCAGCAGGGCAAAGGGCCCAUUCUCAUGUGGCGCUACCUGCAGUAUCUCCGCUGUCUGCCCAACGUGCGCCGCGCAGUGCUCAUGUGCGAGGACUUCCUCAUUCCCUUCUACCACAAGUCGGGCUUCAAGGUGCUGGGGCGCUGCGCCAUCACCGUGGCCAACCUGACCUUCACGGAGAUGUGGUACCCGAUCAGCGGCCACGCGUACAUGCGGCGCAACAGCGAGGCGAUCCGUUUCCCUCAGCAUCCGUUGACUCUGCCACUGGCGAAGAGCGAUGGACGCGUCGAUAUAUGACCAAACCCAGGGUGUGGGUCCAUGUGUUAUCAGGCGCGGGCUGUCUUGCACUAUGUUGUUCUUUGUGGAGGGUGUGUCAGGUUUUUCUCAGCUUCAGUGACUGCUGAUUGUUUUUUUCGGAACCUUUUUUUCCCUUCUAAUCUCAAACUGCGUACAUGUGACAUUAUCUUGCUGUGUGCAAUAAAAACAAGAACGUACUAUACUGAAAUGUGAUUCAUUAGUCCACUUUGUUUAUCCUGUGUUUUUCCCUCACCUGUGGGGCAGUGGAGUUUGUUUACUGUCACUUACAGUGAUGUUGUACUCGUGGUGGACGUUUGGACGGUAAGCUGCAGCUGCUUAGCACCUUUCUGGGCUCUCCACACAACUAUGGACUGACGUCAGCAACAGGCUUUAGCUGCUCAACCACAGCUCUUGCAGCUCUUAUUAGGGGGCUUUAGGUGUUGUAAACAUAGGAGGCCGGCAUUCAUCUGUUAGUCUGCACAUCUAGACUUUGUAUUGUGAUGGGGUUU
Messenger RNA from Pungitius pungitius (ninespine stickleback), 1349 nucleotides. RefSeq names its product serotonin N-acetyltransferase-like. Bases 163 to 840 code for a protein of 225 amino acids. The record is from RefSeq and is a predicted model, not a curated record. The transcript is spliced from 4 exons. Gene Ontology annotation, molecular function: aralkylamine N-acetyltransferase activity. Gene Ontology annotation, cellular component: cytoplasm. Lineage: Eukaryota; Metazoa; Chordata; Actinopteri; Perciformes; Gasterosteidae. Gene Ontology annotation, biological process: response to light stimulus; circadian rhythm.